Messenger RNA from Asparagus officinalis (garden asparagus), 2382 nucleotides. RefSeq names its product probable galacturonosyltransferase 4. The coding region runs from base 161 to 2068 and encodes 635 amino acids. The transcript is spliced from 9 exons. Lineage: Eukaryota; Viridiplantae; Streptophyta; Magnoliopsida; Asparagales; Asparagaceae. Gene Ontology annotation, molecular function: polygalacturonate 4-alpha-galacturonosyltransferase activity. The record is from RefSeq and is a predicted model, not a curated record.
UAUUCUUACAUCAUAGAGAAAAAAUAAGAGAGAGAAAAUAAAUAAAACAGACAGAGCCUGGAGAGAGAGCAAAAGUGCAAAAGAGGGUGGUUUUCGAGCUCAACGAGAAGCAGAGAAAGCGGUUUUGUACAAGGAACGAGCGGUUUUCUGUAGUAAAAAGAUGGUAAAGAGAAAGCCAGUACUAAUCCUCCUCUGCAUCACUGUUUUAGCUCCCAUCGUUCUCUACACCGAUCGCCUCUCUGCGUCCUUCUCUCCUCCCUCAUCGAAUGAUGGUUUCAUUGAUGACGCUUCCAACUGGAGUUUUGUGAAUGAGCCGGAGAAAUUAAGUGCGCUACAUCAGGAUAGCUCCGAUGCUUUGAAAGAGCCUGCUGGGGUUGUUUAUUCCGAUAAUUUGAGCAAUUCCGUUCAGAUCUCAGCCAAAUCGACUGAUGAAUUGGUCAAAGAAUUGCCAUUGGGGAACUCGAGAGAGCACAAAUCUCGCGUGCUUUCGGCGGCCAUCGAAGGGACUCAGUCGGAGAAGCGUGUGAUUGAGCAAGUCAUUCAAAGGGAGAACAGUGAUUCAAGCCAAGAGAAUAAAGAAAAUCAGGAGAAUAAAGUUGAGAUGCAAUCUGAACAAACACCACCAAAAGUUGAAGCCAGAAAAGCACAGACAUCUACUGAUAAUAAACAACAAAGCACCGCUGCUAUGCCUGAUGCAACAGUGCGGCAACUUAGGGAUCAAUUGAUAAGGGCAAGGGUUUAUCAAGGUCUGGGACCACUUCGAAGCAACCCACGCUUUACACGAGAACUUCGUGCCCGGAUAAGAGAUGUUCAACGAGUACUCAGUGAUGCAACCAAGGAUUCAGAACUACCAAAGAGUGCAAAUGAGAAAUUGAGGUUAAUGGAGCAAACUCUGGCGAAGGGGAAACAAAUUCAAGACGAUUGCUCUACUGUUGUAAAAAAGCUUCGAGCAAUUCUUCACUCAUCUGAAGAACAACUACGAGUCCAUAAGAAACAAACAAUGUUUCUAACCCAACUUGCUGCAAAAACACUGCCUAAAAGUCUCCACUGCCUCCCGUUACGGCUUUCCACAGAGUACUAUUCCCUAGAUUCAAGCAGACAGCAAUUCCCUAAUCCAGAGAAACUUGAAGAUCCUAGACUCUACCAUUAUGCACUCUUCUCAGAUAACAUAUUAGCAGCAUCAGUGGUUGUAAACUCUACCAUGACACAUGCCAAGCAUCCCGCAGACCAUGUUUUCCACAUAGUAACUGAUAGGCUUAAUUAUGCGGCAAUGAGGAUGUGGUUUUUAGCUAAUCCACCAGGGAGAGCUACAAUCCAAGUUCAGAACAUUGAAGAGUUUACAUGGCUAAAUGAGAGCUAUAGUCCAGUUCUAAAGCAGCUUGGGUCUCGUUCCAUGAUUGAUUAUUAUUUUCGUACUCAUCGUGGGAACACUGAUUCAAAUUUGAAGUUUAGAAAUCCAAAAUACUUAUCGAUCUUGAAUCAUCUGCGCUUUUAUCUUCCUGAAAUGUUUCCUAAGCUUAAUAAAGUGGUGUUUCUAGAUGAUGAUAUUGUAGUCCAGAAGGAUCUCAUGGGUCUUUGGCAGAUCGAUCUCAAGGGAAAGGUCAAUGGUGCUGUUGAGACUUGUAGGGAGAGCUUUCACCGAUUUGAUCGGUAUCUUAACUUCUCGCAUCCUCUUAUCGCCAAAAAUUUCAACCCUCGUGCUUGUGGGUGGGCAUAUGGGAUGAAUGUGUUUGAUUUGGAUCAGUGGAGGAAACAAAAUAUCACAGAGAUUUACCACUCUUGGCAGAAUUUGAACCAUGAUAGGCUACUAUGGAGAUUGGGAACUCUUCCACCUGGCUUGAUUACAUUUUAUAAGCGAACGUUUCCUUUAAACCAUUCAUGGCAUGUUUUGGGUCUUGGCUAUAACCCAAAUGUGAACCACAGGGACAUAGAGCGUGCAGCGGUUAUUCACUACAAUGGAAACAUGAAGCCUUGGCUUGAAAUUGGAAUGCCUAAAUAUCGGAAUUAUUGGUCUAAAUAUGUGGACUAUGAUCAACGUUAUCUUCGAGACUGCAAUAUCACUCCUUAAAUAGUAUCAUGAUUUCAUUUCCUCCGGUACUACGACAAAGUCAUUGCAGUUUUGUUCUUUUCUGUUUCUUCCAUUUUUUUGUUUUGGCUUCUGUGAGUUAAAUGUUUAGCUUCAUUCUUUGUGUUCUAGCUUCUCUUCUAAAUCUUACUUCUAUGAGUUAAAAUGUUCAGUUUCAUUCUUUGUGCUCUAGUGUUAAUAUAACUGGAGCUUUUCUUCUCUUGUCGAUCUUCUUCCUAUCUUAUUGUACAUGAUCUAGAAUUCGAGAUCAGCCAUGGAAGUUUUGUUGUGUAGAUAGAUUUCUCAAUUUCAUUUAA